Micropterus dolomieu (smallmouth bass) is the source of this 1858-nucleotide messenger RNA. RefSeq names its product E3 ubiquitin-protein ligase ZNRF2-like. The record is from RefSeq and is a predicted model, not a curated record. The transcript has 4 exons. The coding region runs from base 426 to 1004 and encodes 192 amino acids. Lineage: Eukaryota; Metazoa; Chordata; Actinopteri; Centrarchiformes; Centrarchidae.
AGGGCAAUCUGUGCUUUUAUUUUUCUUUCCUGACGGCCACAGUUGAGCACAAAAACAAACUUGGACCGACUGGGUAGUGGGUCAACACUCAGCGCUAAUGUCCUUGCCUGAAGUGGAGGAACUGAAGCCUUUUAACUGAAGAGAUUUGAUCUUUUUAUUUUCCAUUGUUGAAAAAAGGGAAGGGCUCCAUCAAGUAAAAAAAGUGACCGUUUAGAAAUUAAGUUAUGAGUCAGUGAGUGCGCAGUUUACGCACUGGGAGCACCGCGAAACUUUAACAUGUUGGAUGACCUCGCCUUUGUUGUUGUUCAUGUGUUAGGCUUAAUUUCCUUUGUUGGUGACACUUCUUCAGAACUCACUGUAAACAUGUGUCGUGGCUAAAAACUUUAAAGCGCACACAAAACCUGAGGAGGUAAUCCUAAAACACCAUGGGGGCCAAACAGAGCAGCCCAGUAUUUGAUGGCAGAACUCGGGCUUAUUCCAGCUCCGAUCUCCCAUCUGGAAACCCCAGCCGAGGGGAAAGGAUAGCGGGGUUUAGGUACACCAAUGGACCAGAUGGCCCCAGGAUCCGGUACACAGGUGGAGGGCCAGCGAGCUCCGGGCUCAGUAUACCGGCCGGCGGCAGGUCAGGAUCGCACGUACUCAAUCAGAGCCUCGAUGGUGACGACGAGAACCAGCUGCCUCCUGACGGCCACAGGUUGCUUAUAGGGUCUCUACCGGCCCACCUGUCCCCUCACCUGUUGGGAGGCUUCCACUGUCCUGUUUGCUCCAAGUUUAUGGCUUCGGAUGAAAUAGAGAAGCACCUGCUCAUGUGUUUCAGCAAAACACGGCUCACCUACAACAAGGACAUCCUGUCCAGAGACUCUGGGGAAUGUGCCAUCUGUUUAGAAGAGUUGGAGCAGGGAGACACCAUUGCCAGGCUGCCUUGCCUCUGUAUCUACCAUAAAGGGUGUAUAGACGAGUGGUUUGAGGUGAAUCGCUCAUGUCCGGAGCAUCCCGCUGACUAGGAGCCGCAAGAGUACAGUUUCAGUCUACUGUACAUCGCUGUGGUGGACUGUGUGCCCUGACCUCAUCCCAACACAGUCUGCUCCAGCUGAGCAUCAGCGCUCCUCAGGGAUUGUAAGACAUUAUUGUACAGGUGUUUUCAUAUUGCCUCAUGGAAGAGCGAUGGACUAUGGAUAUGUUCCUCUAGAUUUUGUUGUGGGAUGUUCAAAGAACCACUGGUGGAGUCAUUUUGUCUCCAGAAAAUAUGUGAAUGUUCCUUAUGCCACCUGCUGGCCUGAAGUGGGUUCAUGCAACCUGGGAUCUGUUUUGCUGAACAGGGUGUGGUUUUAUAGCAGAGGACUUCUAUAACCAACAUGGUGGGAGGUCUCUUUUCAGCAGAGAUUAUGGUUGAGUAACUGUCCAGAGAAUGGUCAGAAGACUGAAGGCUGAUGUUGUGCAAUGUGAAAAAAAGCCAUACUGAAUUAAAAAUACCUAUAUCAGCUUUAAGGGAUGAUUAACGUGUUGAUGGUAGUUAGGAAGUACAUCUUCAUUUUAUUGCAAAAUUGGCUGUCAUUGUUUGUUAAACAAUCAUGUGUUCUAGACCAAAUAGUCUAACGUGAAAUAGUCGGACCUUGUCAAUCACCUGGCCAUUUAGAACCACAGCAAUGUGAUUGUGUAGUUGUGUAGUGGUGGAAUUAAAGAUAGGCUAAAACAUAUCUAAUGAUGAUUCAUGCUCUGUCUAAGGAGUGCCAUAAUAUGCUGCUAUGUCACAGACUGGAAAGUUUUCCUAUAACCUUUGAGCCUGUGUUCAGUGUACUUUCUAUUUGUACUGUAAUGAAUUGCACAACAAUAAAUGUUUUGUCUUUGUGUCUCUUUA